GGAAAUCUGGGUUCCCCUUCACCAUGUCCAUUACCGAGAAGGACCCCAAGACCGGACUCCCUCAGCAAGUAACAAAGCUGACGCAAAGGGUCUCAUCAAUGACCUUGGAGGAACCAAUGAGGAAAUGCCAUCAUCUGAAUCCUUACCCGACAUGGGCUCAAGUGAAAAACAUGACUCGUCAGGCUGAGCAAACACUGAAGAACACUGGAACUCCUAUGACUCCAGAUAAGCUGUUUCUGGCAAUGUUAGCUGUUCUUUACUGUUCCUCUGGGGUAAGUGCAGAAUAUGUUUAUUGGGCAUAUAUACCUAAUCCACCUUUGUUAUCCAUAGUGGAUUGGGUUGACAAGGCCCCUAUGGUAUUCACCAAUGAUAGUCUGCACUUCCCUGCCCCAUGGUCAAUGCAGAGGCCAAUUCAUGAAGAAGAUGAAAGAAAAAAGAUAAAUGUUUCAAUUGGAUUCAAGACACUACCUAUAUGCUUCAGAGCUCACUCUUUGUGCAUGACUAUAUUCCCACAAUGGUGGGCUUACUCUGUACACAAUGUUUCCGCCUACAUUAUAGGAAUGUUUGCAUCCUUCCUUUUAAAUGGUUCUGAAAGACAUUAUCCUGGACAAAUAGCUAACUAUACUGAUUCACUUUUCCAGCCUGCAGAACUAAUAUGUGAUGCUGUAUCUUGGAGAAAGAAUGAUCAAAUCAACCACUAUAUUGUUCUGACUGUCGGAGACAGUUCAGGAAAGUUUCUGUCAAACAACAAAAUCAAUCCAUAUUCAGAUUCAUGGAUUGGGGGCCCUAUGGGUUAUUUGUGAAUUGCUCUGAGGAGCAAGAAAAAAAUCAUAGCUGUUCCUGGUAUCAUAGAGUCAACACGUGGGGAUUCCAUAAGACCAAUAUUGGCUUUUUGGACUGAUAAGGAUGUAUUGUUAAACUGGUAUUAUGGAGGGUUGUCUCCACCUCAGCCCAGAAUUAUAGUCCUUCUUAUAGGACCUGAACAGUGGCAUAUUUGGAAGAUUCCUGCUGCACUGGAAUGUUUUGCCAAUUUACAUGGGACUGCAAAGGCUUUAAACCCCAAAACUAUACCUUUAUGUAUAAUAGUACAGCCUGGAAUGUCAGGUCCAUGAAUCAAGGCAAAUUG
This is a messenger RNA of Bubalus bubalis (water buffalo), 1126 nucleotides long. Its product is annotated as endogenous retrovirus group K member 19 Env polyprotein-like. The transcript has a single exon. Lineage: Eukaryota; Metazoa; Chordata; Mammalia; Artiodactyla; Bovidae. The coding region runs from base 24 to 803 and encodes 259 amino acids. The record is from RefSeq and is a predicted model, not a curated record.